Molecule: messenger RNA, 2093 nt
Organism: Porites evermanni
Lineage: Eukaryota; Metazoa; Cnidaria; Anthozoa; Scleractinia; Poritidae
Source: the annotation of a GenBank genome assembly
AUGGUUACUAUCCCUGGAUAUAGCAUGUAUCAGGCUAGGCUACUGCAACACAACACACAUCAGGUAAUUUCUAUUCGUGUUACUUGGCGUCGCUUCCCGCGUAGCCUGUUCCAGGCGUUCAAAUAGUAGAACGCAGUGUUUGGGUGAAAUCGUACGCGGAGGAAACGAGGGGAGAUUGGGGCGCGAGCGAGGGAACUCUCCCUCUCUAGUCUCUUCCGUUAUUUUUUUUUCCUCGUUAAUUAAUUUUUCGACCGCACUCUAUUAUCUGAACGCCUGGAACAGGCCCCUUCCCGCGAGAAGUGACCAUGUUGCGUCUUAUUUUAGGAGUUGUUUUCACUAUCGUUCACGCAUUUUCCUCUACUUAGUCUACGUAGCUGGCGGUUUUGUGUGGGAGCGGCAGCGGAAAGGAGUGCGAGGAGAGUGGAGGGCUCUUUCGCACACGCCUCGCACGUGCUGUCGCGGCUUUACUUCGCUUUUCACGCUUGCUGACCAGUAAAUUGUAACGUCAGAUAACUGUUAAGAAGAAAGUGACUUGAGACUCUAAAAGAUGGUUGUAAAUUUGAAUUAAUCGUUUGCAUCCCGAAAGUCUACUCUUGUAUUUUCCAAACAGAUUUUCCAUCUUUAAGAGCCGUUGGCGCGUGCGAACCACUACUAGAAAAGCAAAAUAUUACAAAACAAAAAACACUUUGCGGUGUUCGAGCGAGUGAGCUUCUUCGCUGCACAAAAUUCGUCCAAGUUUGGCUAAUUUUCACUAACCACAGUGACCGGCCGGUCGUACUCAGAGUCGUAAACGGUUUCAUAAGCUUAAAGGCCGGAAUCGGAGUCCCAAGAAUUGGAACGUUUUCGUCUUCCGACUCCGCUUACGACUCCGCCGCUUACAGUAUAAUAAUAAGGAGACGAAUAAAUCAAUCACAAUACUCGGUCCCAAGCACUGUGGCAUGUUUGUGAAAGACUGAUCUGUCGCUUCUCCUUACAAGUGUAACAACCUUGUAGUUUUCACUACUGGCUUUGUAAGCGACGGGGUCGUAAGCGGGAUCGGACUUCUUUUUCACUAGAUCAUAACGCUUUGCACUUCUAAUUACGAUUAGUGAAAACUGGAACAGCCUUAGCUUAAGAGUUCCCGAAACUAUCGGUCAACCGGAAUAAAUCUAAGAACUUGGUUCCAGUUUUGUUGCAGCGAGAAUUUAUUACUUCAAACUCCGGCAUUUUUCCUCAGAGACCCCAGGAGAAAAUAACGUUCUACACAUUUUUUUGUUUAUUUUUUAUCCUAAAGAUAUUUUACCUUCUUGACGAAGACAACAACUGGGGUUUGAAUAUGUCUGAACUAAAGAAAAAGGUGGAUGGGGCAAGGCCGCCCUGUUUACCAAAGGCUCUUGUGCUGAUAAAUCCAGGCAAUCCAACAGGUACAUUGAAUAUUUAUCUAUUUGUAAUUACCUGCAAUAAUAUUAAUGAAGAUGAUGAUGAUGAUGAUGAUGAUGAUGAUGAUGAUGAUGAUGAUGAUGAUGGCAAUGAUAAUAAAAUUUCUCUAUUUAUUCCCGACAUUAUUUUUAUUAGCACACAAUCAGGUUAGUGCGUUUGAGCUUUCUUUUCACGGGGUGUCCCUUAUAAAAGGGUGUUCGCUAUACCAAGGUGUAAGCUAUAUAGGCGUUCUUUUUGCCGGGGUGUUUUUUUUUUUCUCCUUUUUUUUGAUAAAUUCCUCCUUAUACCGGGAUGUUCAUUAUCUAGGCAGUCGUUAAACUAGGGUGUCCGUUAUAUAGAGAUUCUACGUUAAACCGAGGUGUUCGUAAUAUCAGAGUUUAACUAUAAAAUGUAAACUUGUUCUGUCCUUCGUUUAUCCAUUAACUUUAGUCACGUUUGCGUCUUGUUUAUAUAUAGGUCAGGUGUUGACGUAUGAAGACAUUCAAGAAGUAAUCAAGUUUUGUGCUCGUGAGAAGUUAGUUUUAUUCGCCGAUGAAGUCUACCAAGACAACGUGUACGCGGAGGGAGCCCAGUUUCACUCGUGCAAAAAAGUCCUCAGGAACCUGGGAGACGAGUAUAGCGGAUUUCAAUUGAUCUCUUUUCAUUCCAGUGCCAAAGGGUACACAGGCGAGUAA